Molecule: messenger RNA, 3813 nt
Organism: Octodon degus (degu)
Lineage: Eukaryota; Metazoa; Chordata; Mammalia; Rodentia; Octodontidae
Exons: 12
Coding region: 1-3747 (1248 amino acids)
Molecular function (GO): protein binding
Source: RefSeq, a predicted model, not a curated record
AUGAGGAGGAAAAGAAGAAAAGCUUAUAAAAAGUGGAAAAUCUUGAAUGCUGCAGGAGGUACCUCUCAGCCUUCCGGUCAUGCGUGCCAAAGAAAUGUAAAAGAUGUUAAAAAGGAAGUCGAAGGAGACACCUCAGAGGCUGUGUUUCACCAGACUGGGGCUUUAGGGAAAUCUAAGGAAAAUGGAAGUAAACAGAUGUCCAAUUCUGUGAAUGAAAAGCAGAAUUCCUCUCUUCUUCCAAAAGCUGAGAAACAGUCUCCGUCUGACAACAACGCACAUCGGGAGAAGGAAAGCGAUGAUCCUCCUUCGGCCAUCUCUCAUCAGCUCAAGAAAGUCUUGCCAGUGGUCGUAUUUCAUGACUGUGGAGAAUCAUUAUCAGAAAAAAUUACACUGCACGAUUUCCCAGGCACAGUAGAAGGCUUGAAACCAGAAAAAGGUAAAUUUAUUACAGAAGUGAAAUGUGAGGCUUUCCAUGUACAAGUAGAAAUCAAGAAAAACAUUUUCUGCAAAACAGGUACACGGUUCUCAACAAAGAGAUGUCGAGCCUGUCGCAGGUUGUUUCCUGCCAGGCACGUUGGGAAAUGCUGCACUGCUAAAAGAUGCUUCCCUAAACACAAUGAUAAAUUGGCAGAACAAUUAAAAUCUGAGGUGCCAUCAAAAUAUGAAAGAGAAGUUACCAGAACUGAGAGCCCCUCGCUGAAAGUAAGCAUUGUGGGUAAGGAAAUUAAAGUUAAAUACGGGAAUAAGAAGCAGAAUCUGUCAAUUAAUAUAACCCAUCCUAAAAGAAGAGGAAAGAUAAAUAAAUACAGAAACCUUUCCUCCAACCACACCACUGAAGAAGAACUGUCCAGGUCUCCUUCACAUUCUAGUGUUAAGCACGCUGGAAAGAAAAUCCGUGAAGAAAAGCAACAGAAUGCACAGAGUGGGCAUGUCUCUCCUCCUGAUGCGCUCACUGUCUGGAAAGAGAACUCUAGCAUAGCUGUGGCUUCUCUCACGUCGGAUCUUAAGAGAGAGAAAAGCAAGGCCAACUCACUGUCCUCAGGCUCCAAUGCUUCUCAGGGAGAAUCUGCCGUCCCGCAGCACAGCGUCUUUAGACUUAGGCAGCUCUCUCCCGAUAGGUCACAGUUCUCCGCAGCUGACACUGUUCACAUAAACAUUGGUUCUGCUUCAUGUGACAGCCUACCGACUACAAGUUCAAGUAAUACAGAUGUAAGCAAAUUGUCUUUUGAGGAUCCUAAGGAUGGGGAUAGAGAGAGAAAGACCAAGUGUGAUGUCUCAGGAACUAUCACAGCAGAGUCAAAUAUAAAGCAAAUCACUGAAGGAAACCCUUUGCUAGGCACCGUUACUGACGUUGCUCCCGUUCAAGAAGGCUCCGAGCCUGGCUUUUGUUCUUUGCCUCCUCAAACCAGGCAGCACUCAGGAGAAAAGGCAGUCAAUGCCGAGUGCAAAGGCAGCAGAACUCCCCCUGCAGAAGACCACGAGGUCUCACAUGUUCCAUCAUUCUCUUCCAGCCAAAGUGGGCUGAAGCCGUCUACCUCAUCUAGCCCAUCUCACUGGGCCGCCAGACACUCAGAAACCAGAGAGAACCCAGAAUAUACAUUUUCUUUUAAUCACUGUGCCAAGUUUGUUACAGACCAUGAGAAAGAUGAUGGUGAUGUGACCGAUGGUGACAUUGGCAAAGUCAUUUUGCAUGGUGACUAUUGUGAAAACACACAGCAAUUUGUGGAAAGGAAGCAUGAACAGAGUCCAUCGUCCAGUCCUGUGUCUUGCAGCAGCCUAGAUGCUGGGGACCUGCACCAGAGUAUCAACCACAGAUCUGAAAUAAUGGACCAAUUGGAGGUCCAGGGACACCAUCCAGAGAAGACACUCAGCCAAACAAAAGGGCCAGCCAUGAUUUCCUUAACAGAUGGAUCAGAGAGAAAGUUCAUUGCUCAUAAUGAUAAAGAAGGUCCAGUUGAUUCGAAUUGUCCUCUGGGAAUGAGAACCCCUGAGGAGUCACUGGGUUCUGUGGGACAGGAUGAACACAACAAGCUUCAGUUGAUACCAGUGCUAAAGAAUGCAUGUCACAGAGAUUCUGAAGACCUCUCCAGGGGGACUCACAAUCAAGUCUGUUUUCAAAUGGACCUCCCACUAAACACUGCUGAUGAUGAGCUGUUUCUUAUUGAGAAAAUGCUACCUAGGGGUGCAGACCGAUACAGUAACCAUGAUGCAAAACCCAUCAUACCACCCAGUUCUCCACAGGAGCCAGAAAAAUACCAAAAGGUUGCAACAAGAAAAUCAAAUUCUGAAGGAGGUGAGCACAAAUACAGUUGCUAUCACCCAACAGGUAUGCUUCUGUCUCCUCAGAAGCAGAGAGACUUUGCAAGGUAUGACCAGAAUGUGGAAAUCCUUAGCCUCCGCAAGUUGUCCCAGGAACUGGCUCUCAGAGGUGGGAGAGCCAGCGACAGUUCCCAGGAAGAUGCAAUAGACCAGUGGGCCAGGAGGAGGCAGCAGCUCAGGGACGGGAGAAGAUGCAACUCGGCAGGAGGGAGCUCCUUCACCAGCAACCUCACCGAAGGAUCUAUAACCUCAGAUGACGGUCCUUUUAUGGAUUUUGGCUUUCGAGUUGAUAUUGAAGAGAAAGGAUUCUACACAGAGAACUUUCACUCAGCAGCAUGGGUUUUCAGAGGCGACGAUGGAGAUCCUGAAGACAGCCCCCGGUGUCUUAGUAAGAAGCCACGGCCAGUAGCUGUUCGUGAACGAACUGUGAGAUUAUUCAAAGGAACUGGAGACUGUCCCUGGGGAUUCCGAAUUCAGUUCUCCAAACCCAUCAUGGUAACCGAAGUGGAUGCCAACAGCGCUGCUGAAGAAGCCGGGCUCCAGAUUGGAGAUGUGGUGCUGUCGGUCAACGGCACCGAGGUCACCAGUGUGGAGCACGCCGAAGCUGUGCACCUUGCAAGGAAAGGUCCAGACAUCCUGACUCUAGUGGUGGGAUCUGACAUCAGCCGCUGUCCCAAUACCCCGUGGCCAACCUGCCGUGGCUAUCUCCACAAGCGGACUCACUCGGGCUUCGUGAAGGGCUGGAGGAAGAGGUGGUUUGUGCUGAAGCACGAUGGCUGCCUCCAGUAUCAUAAGCACAAAAAGGAUGAAGGAAAAUUACCACCUCUAGAAACAGUAAAAUUAGAAGGUGCUGAAGUUUCCAUUGAUAGCAGCUUGGGAAAACCGUUCGUGUUUAACUGUACCCCUCAGUCUGGAAAUAGAAUUUUUUGCCUAUGUGCAACCUCAAACCAAGAAAUGAAAAGGUGGCUUGAAGCAAUGGACAGAGCUGCCCAUCCCACCCACCAGAGCCAUGUGUGGGAAGACAUCACUCUGCACAACAGCAGCCUCCCGCCCCUGGCUAUCAAGAACCCCGAGUGCCUGGGUCUCCUGCACCAGCUGGACAGAAGCAUGGAUUCGUGGGUCCAGCACUACUGCAUCCUGAAGGACGGCUGCUUAUAUUUCUAUGCCAGCAUUCGCUCCACGCAGGCCUUGGGUGGCCUAUAUCUGCAAGGCUAUAGGGUGAGUGAACAGAUCCAUAGCUUCAAAGAAUCAGUAAUUGAACUCAAACCUUCAUCGGAAGAAUUCAAGACUUUCUAUUUCUGUGCAGACAACAAAACAGAAAAUCAACGGUGGAUUACAGCUCUGAAAACAUCUAUCAAAAAGUGGCUUCCUUUGCAUCAGGCUAUUCAAGACUUCAUGAAUCGCCCUCUAGAAGAAACCAAAAUGUGAAAUAAACUCUAAUUCUUAAAAGAAAGCAUCCACAACAUCAGAGCCAAUUUACUGCAGGAAGAAACA